Messenger RNA from Penaeus monodon (black tiger shrimp), 2671 nucleotides. Its product is annotated as SH3 and multiple ankyrin repeat domains protein 1-like. Gene Ontology annotation, molecular function: nucleic acid binding. The record is from RefSeq and is a predicted model, not a curated record. NCBI's taxonomy places the organism in Eukaryota, Metazoa, Arthropoda, Malacostraca, Decapoda, Penaeidae.
GGGCGCUGCAGCUGCCGCGGCCGCAGGUCUCCAGCACCACCCCGCCCUCUUCCCCGCCCUCCACGCCCAAGUCCCAUCUCCUUUCCUGUUGCAGCCUCCUUUAGCCUUGACCCACGCCCCAAUGGUGUCCCACGCUGGAGGGGUGGUGAUGCCGUCUCCCGCACUGGCCUCACCUGCUGGUUCUCCCCAUUCAGCCCAACCAGCACCCCCCCAACACCCCGCCGCACCACACAACCCUCCCUGCUCUACACUCUUCAUCGCAAACCUUGGCCCAAAUGUCGCCGAGCAUGAACUCAAGGAUAUCUUCUCUAGGGACACAAGACUGAAGUUGAUGGAGCCCAGGCCUGCAGCCCACAUGGAGCGCCUGGCAUCAUAACUGUUCUGGCUUAGGGAACCACAAAGAAACCAGAGGGGGAUGAAUCCAAGAAGAAAUGAUCUUUAAAGGAGUCAGGAAGCAUGAUUCAUGAGUUUAAAACAAACAUUUAAAAAACAGUAAACUUAUAAUUUUCAGGUUUUCACAAAGUAAAUAUUCAAAUUAUAUGUGGCUGUAGGCCGUGCACUGUGAUCAACAAUUUAAUAAUACAGACUGGAGUAUGUUGUUAGUGUGCUAUCAGGAGGAAAAAGGAAAAAGGAUUUUCUAUCACAAGACAAAAAUUUAAUAAAUUUUUACUUGUCCUUGUUGACUUUUAAAAUGUUAGCAAGAGAUAUUCAUAGAUGGGAUUAGUUGAAAAAAUUAAGCAGUUUUGAGAGAGAAUGCUUGGAUUUGGCUGCAUGCAUCUGAAAAUUUGGAGAAAAUUUGUUGGUUAUUCUAUGCUUCAGUUUUAAGUUUAAUGGAAGGCAAGGUUUGCUAUGGACCUCCCACUUUUUCAGAAACAAAGUGAAGUAAGGGUGAAGAUGUUUCAAGUCUAACCUUAUCAACACUGCUCUUUCACAACAAACCCAGUUUAAAUAGAGAUAUUUAGAAGAUUUAAUAAGCUUAUCAUGCCUUGUGCUUGCUGUAACCUGAAGGGAGAGUUGUGCAUGUCAGAUGUCACCAAAUCCUAAGGGGUAUUGUGGACAUCAAACCCCGGGCAUUGACAGUACAGUAGUGUUCUCAUUGACAAAGAAGGAAUCUCAGGCCCGUCAAGGAGAAUCCAAAUCCUUAUCCAUUGUUCCUUUUAUGUACCAAAGAAUUCUAGUUCAUCUAGGAAUCUAUACCAAAGCAAAGAAUGAGCUGCUCACAUGAUGAGGUAACAGCAAGCAUGGGCAUGCAGUAGAUUAGGAGAAAAUAUUUUUUGAGUCUAUGAUAAGCCAGAUACAAGAUGUGCUUCUGUAGUAAGUCCUGGCAAGCAUUUGGGAGUGCUGAUGAUAAUGGAGCUUUUCACUUUAACAUGAAAACAAGGUGCUCAUAUCAUAUUUACUGCUGCACCUUGAAUUUUUAUGUUUACCAGUGUUUGAAAUGUAUAGUUUUAAUUUGCAUAUCAUCCUAAAAAAUAUCUUUGGUGUGUCAGUUGAUAUGGAGCUAUGUUUAUUGAUAGCAAUAAACCUUUAAUUAUUGAAAUAAUGUAUAACAUGUGAUUGUGUGCCACUUCUGAUGGCAGCUGAUUGGUUUAAAUGGCAGUGUGUGGCAAAGAUGCCACUGUAAGGUUAGCAGUCCCAUAGAAUGACUGUGGCACACCCUCAUGUUGUUAUUUGUAUAUAGUAAUACACUAUUCUGCUACAGUGUUAGAAAAUAUUGAUUGUCCAUAUUUUUUGCCUCUAUAUUCCGUUCCAAUACCCCAGUCUUGGUUGUUGAUGUUGAAACCAUAAUAUGUAUGAAGUACAUACCAGCCAGAAGAGGCUGACUGUUUGACCAGGACUUGCCCUGCUAGACUAAGUCUAAAAUUAAGAACAGGUACAUAUCAUUUUAACAUUGGAAAUAUCCUGUUUACAAUAUUGUUCUUUAUUAGAUGCCUGUAUGAAACUUUACAGACAAUGUUAUGUUGUACCGUAAUACCUGAGGCGAAGCUUGUGGUGUGUGAAGAUUCUUGAUGUUAUUGUAGGGCAAGUCCAUAUUACUGUCUCAGUUGCUGAAUGUGGUAUAUAAUAUACAUAUCUGUUUUGUCAUAUUGUAGUAUGUAUUCAGUGUUUGUUAGGAGGCAUACACGUUUCUCAUUAACUUUACCAUAAUUGAGUUUGUGAUGUCCUAUUACAGGAUUUUGAAUUUUAAAAAAUAAUUAGGAUGGGUGUUAAGCUUUAAGUGAUGAACCUGUGUGCCCCCGUAUGUAGGCCAGGGCACACCAAACAACAAGCUGUUGCUUUUUCAUGCCCCGUGUCCUGUCUGCUGAAUGAACCCCAGUGGUUAUAUACCCUCAAGCUUUGUGGGUUAUUUUUCAAGUCUGAACUGAGGAGAUGCAGAAAAGGUAUUGGUAUGACCACUGCAGAAACAAGUAGCCUGUCCAGGAGUCUGUCAUACUCAUAACAUCACUUGUUACGCAUUCGAUCAUAAUAGUUUUAAAACAUAGCAAGAAGAGUCUGCCAUUCUCAAAAUUACAAAGAUGCAAUUUCUUGUUAAAUUUCUGUUCCCUGGGCAGGCACUUCUUUUUGGCAGAAGACAGGAGGUCUCUGCUCAAGGUUGUAAAACUAAAAACAUAAAAAAAAGAAAAAGAAAAAAAAAACUAAAAAACUUUUAAAAAACUAAAAAAAAAAAAAA